GGAGCUCCAUCCCAUCGAGAGUUCACAAGCCGACGAGAAGAACUCGGAGAAAAAGGAGAAGAAGAACAAUAAGCAGGAGAAAGAAAAAGCAUCGGACAAGAAGGACAAGAAGAAGAAGAGGAAGCAUGGGGACUCGGACGAAGGGGCGAAGCCAGAUCAAACGGAGUUGGAGGAGGGGAAGAAGGGUGAGGAGGUGAGUGAGGGAUCGGAAGGAGGAAGUGCUGUGGUUGUCUCUGGGAACAACACGAAGGAUUCUAAGUACAAGGCUCUGAGAUCGUUUGCCGAUUCCGGGCUUCCAGGUGACGUUCUUGACUGCUGCAAGAACUUCGACAAACCAUCACCAAUUCAGUCACAUGCUUGGCCUUUCCUCUUGGAUGGGCGGGAUUUCAUUGGGAUCGCUGCAACUGGAUCCGGUAAAACUCUGGCAUUUGGUGUUCCAGCUCUGAUGCACAUUUUGCAGAAGGACAAUAAGAAAACAUCAAAGAAAGCUGUUCCUCGCUGUCUUGUUCUGUCACCUACAAGGGAGCUAGCUCAACAAAUUGCGGAUGUCCUUUGUGAUGCUGGGACUCCAUGUGGCAUCAAAUCAGUUUGUCUGUAUGGUGGGACUUCCAAAGGACCACAAAUUUCUGCUCUGAAAUCUGGAGUUGAUAUAGUUAUUGGGACCCCUGGUCGUCUGAAAGAUAUGAUUGAAAUGGGUAUUUGCUGCCUCAAGGAGGUGACUUUUGUGGUUCUUGAUGAAGCAGAUCGAAUGCUUGACAUGGGAUUUGAACCAGAAGUACGCUCAAUAUUAAGCCAAACAUCCCCUGCCCGCCAGAUGGUAAUGUUCAGUGCAACAUGGCCACUUGCUGUUCACCAGUUAGCCCAAGAAUUCAUGGAUCCAAACCCUGUUAAGGUGGUUGUUGGAUCACAGGAUCUUGCAGCUAAUCACGAUGUGAUGCAGAUUGUUGAGGUCUUGGAUGAUUAUUCACGAGAUUCACGUUUAAUUCAGGUGUUGGAAAAAUACCAUAAAUCUCAAAGGAACAGGGUUUUGGUUUUUGUCUUGUACAAGAAGGAAGCAGUUCGUGUUGAGAAUAUGCUCCAGAAGAGGGGCUGGAAGGUUGUCUCUGUGCAUGGUGACAAAGCUCAACAUGACCGAACAAAGGCUUUAUCUUUAUUCAAGGAGGGAAAAUGUCCUUUAAUGAUUGCCACUGAUGUAGCUUCCCGAGGAUUGGAUAUCCCUGAUGUUGAAGUGGUGAUCAAUUACAGCUUUCCACUAACCACUGAAGAUUAUGUCCAUAGGAUAGGGAGGACAGGGCGUGCUGGUAAGAAGGGAGUUGCGCACACCUUCUUCACUCAGGAGAACAAGGGCCUUGCUGGAGAACUCGUCAAUGUUCUCCGAGAAGCUGGGCAGAUUGUUCCUGCAGCCCUUACCAAAUUUGGUACUCAUGUGAAGAAAAAGGAGUCCAAGCUUUAUGGAUCACAUUAUAGAGAAAUUACAGCGGAUGCUCCCAAGUCCACAAAGAUUACCUUCACCAACUCAGAUGAUGAAGAUUAAUUAGCGACACCACACCUCUGAUUGCCCGUUAUCAGGACGAGCAGCAUUUAACUUGUUUGACUGCUCGGUUAAAUCUGCCAUCACCUGGUCCUGCACUCAAUAGAUCCUAAGCCUGCAUGGCUACUGCGUACUCGAAUUUGAAGUGGACCCAUGCUACAAUUAAUGCGUGGGAAGCAUGGUCGAAGUUGCUGGGAUGGCUUAAGCAUAUUCGUAUUUUCAUUGAAUGUUUGUUAUUUUUCUAUAAUUUAUUGUUAUCUAAAUUUGUUUACGCCUGAUGAUUUGGAGUUCUCUAGAAUUUUUUGUUAUCUAAAUUCUGUUAUAGGAUGUGGAUUGAUGAUUUGGAGUUAUCUGAAAAUAUGUAAUUGUUUUUCAUGGUAAACACAAAUUCAUGAAAAUAUCAACAAUUUUGGUAGCAAUGAAAUUACAGCGUAGACGUGAUUUGUGUC
Molecule: messenger RNA, 1980 nt
Organism: Elaeis guineensis (African oil palm)
Lineage: Eukaryota; Viridiplantae; Streptophyta; Magnoliopsida; Arecales; Arecaceae
Source: RefSeq, a predicted model, not a curated record